This is a messenger RNA of Helobdella robusta, 522 nucleotides long. RefSeq lists its product as hypothetical. The record is from RefSeq and is a predicted model, not a curated record. Lineage: Eukaryota; Metazoa; Annelida; Clitellata; Rhynchobdellida; Glossiphoniidae. The transcript has 4 exons. The coding region runs from base 1 to 522 and encodes 173 amino acids.
AUGGACGAUUCACCCUCUAUGAAACACGGCCUAGUUUAUCAUAAAUGCGCUUUCGUGACAAAUUUUAAAAUUUGCUGCGACCCAUUAAAUAACCAUCAAGUACCUGAGCCACUGAUUUGCGCUAGUUAUUUCUUAGACGUCCAGUUUGUAGAUGGACUUUAUGAUUUUAAUGACCCCUGUUUUGUUAGCCCUCCUACUACAUUGUGCAGCUUUGAACACCAAGGCACUUGCCAUUCUUUUUUGUUUGUAAACAGGACAAUGAUGAUAAAAAUGAUGGUGAAGAUGAUCGUGAAAGUUGAUCCUGAAGUUCACUCCGAUAGACAUCCCGGGAGUGAGCAGGACGUUGUUGGUCAAGAUGUUGGUCAGAAUAAUUCAACUGUGACUACAGAGAGUGAGAAACCUGAUGAAAAUUCCGGAGAUGACAGCCAACAGCCAAGUCAAGACAACAGCCAAGCGCUUCUUAUAAGAUCACACUGGAGACAGACCGAUGGUACUAUCGUAUCGGUAUGGACGGUCUCCUAA